GGUUGGCGGGGGGGGUGAGGGGGACUCUGAGAGUCUGAGGCAAUGGCUGGAUUAACACCGCCGUAUACUCCAACAGAUUCAGAGCUGUCGGAGGACGGGAUGCCAUGGAGGCAGAUUCUGGGAGGGUCAUUCCUUGGGUCCAUCGUUGCAGGUGGUGCCUAUUUCACGGCCAGGGAUCGAGGCACGCUGAGCGACUUGUACUUCAAGGUUUCACGCGCGAUCAAUCCACUGUGGAGAUUUCUUCCUCCAGAAAGAGCCCACAGGUUCACAGUCUUAGCGGCCAAGUACAAUCUUGUCCCGAGGGAGUACCGGAUGGAUCCAUCAUGUCUGCACGUCGAUCUAUGGGGAAGGCAUUUCAAUAAUCCUAUUGGCUUGGCGGCGGGGUUUGACAAAAGUGCAGAGGGAGUGGAUGGACUGCUUGGGAUGGGGUUUGGAGCGGUAGAGAUUGGCUCUGUCACGCCCGUCCCGCAAGCAGGCAAUCCUGGAUCGAGGCUUUUCCGACUACCAGAGCAACAGGCAGUGAUAAACAGAUAUGGAUUCAACAAUGAAGGCAUUGAAGUUGUGUCAAAGAGACUGGCAGAGUGCCACAAGAGGAGGAGGAGAGUGGGAAAAAGAAAUGGUGUCAGGCAGGGUGGAGGAUCUGUUCAGAAGCAUGGUCUUGAGACCGGGAUCAUUGGCGUCAACCUUGGCAAGAACAAGAAGACCGAAGAUGCGGCAGCUGAUUUUGAGAAAGGAGUGCGUGGAUUGGCUCAAUAUGCGGACUAUUUGGUCAUCAAUGUCUCGUCGCCAAACACUCCCGGGCUCAGGAAUCUUCAGGGGAGAGAGCAGCUUCAGGCUCUUAUCAAAAGGGUUCUGGAUGCACGCAACGAUAUGCAGUGGGGUGAAGAGACGCCACCACCAGUGCUUGUGAAAGUCUCACCUGAUCUCACUGAGGAGGACAUGGAAGAUAUUGCUGCGGUCGUAAUUGCGGAGCAUGUGGAGGGCCUGAUUGUAAGCAAUACAACGAUUAAACGGCCGAAGGCGAUGGAAGGAUUGCCCGGUACACAGGUGCAUGCUGGCCUUAGUGGCAGGCCAUUGUUGGAGCGAUCGAAUGAAGUUUUGAGGGACAUGUACCGUUUGACAGAGGGAAAGAUUCCUAUCAUUGGUUGUGGAGGAAUUUCCAGUGGCGAGGAUGCGUACGUGAAAAUUCGGGCUGGUGCUUCACUUGUACAGUUAUGCACGGCAUUCAUGAUUGAAGGGCCACCUCUGGUGCCACGAAUAAAGAGGGAGCUUGCUGCCUUGCUGGAAAGAGACGGAUUCAAGUCUGUCUCCGAGGCAGUGGGUAUCGAUCACCGUUAGGCGGCAUCAGCAUUUGGAGCAGACAGAAAAUGUUUUCACCCCGCAGCCCGCAGUCGCUACCUCCAGAGGGGCCGGUUAUACAGCUGAAAGGUACAGGACGGCCCGGGCGUAACGUAUGGAGUACGCAUCGACUCAGUACUUGACAGCAAUUGCCCGCAGCCCAUGAAGAAGUCGAACGACCACAACUUUCGCGCUACUCGUAAAGCAACAACACAACAACACAAACAGCGAUUUUGACUCGAAGCAUAGCUAGC
Messenger RNA from Chara braunii, 1592 nucleotides. Lineage: Eukaryota; Viridiplantae; Streptophyta; Charophyceae; Charales; Characeae. The record is from the annotation of a GenBank genome assembly.